AUGUACAACAUUAUAACGAACUACACUCCGCCGACGAACGAAGUCGAAUUCAAAUGCCCGAAGUGCUCGAAAGGUUUCAACAAAAAUAUCCUGCUCAAGAAGCACAAGAAGAACUGCAGGCCGAGGAUGCAAAAGGACCUGCUGACCAGGUGCAAAAUCCGUUCGAGGAUAUUCAAAGACCGCCAGAGUUUGGCGAAGCACUUGGUCAACUACCACUCCGAGUACAGUUGCGAAAUUUGCUCGGAGAAGGUGCAAAGCAAAUGCGAAAUCGUCUCGCACAUCAGAUUCCGCCAUCCGGGCUGCCCACUCUUCUGCAGGAUAUGCAAGAACGUCCUGCGAUCGAAGAGCGACAUGCAGGAGCACGUCCGCAACCACUUCGAUUCGCACGACUCCCCCGAUCCGGAGGACACCACCUCCGCCAUAUCGAUGCCGUGCGUUUCGAAGACGUGA
Messenger RNA from Phyllotreta striolata, 450 nucleotides. The record is from the annotation of a GenBank genome assembly. NCBI's taxonomy places the organism in Eukaryota, Metazoa, Arthropoda, Insecta, Coleoptera, Chrysomelidae.